Messenger RNA from Talpa occidentalis (Iberian mole), 1236 nucleotides. It is a transcript of the gene IER5, whose product is annotated as immediate early response 5. The record is from RefSeq and is a predicted model, not a curated record. NCBI's taxonomy places the organism in Eukaryota, Metazoa, Chordata, Mammalia, Eulipotyphla, Talpidae.
CGACCGGAUCCGAAACUGGGCGUUGCUGUGGUGUGGCGCCGGCGGAGGUCACCGGGGCGCGCGCGUCACGGGAGUCGUUUCUCUUCCGAAUCUUCAGCUCUCGAGGGUCCACCCCGGGACGGGCUUUCCGACGCCUCUCUCCCGCUCUCGGCCCUCACGGACUCGCCUCAGCCCCGCGCCCGCCCUGAGAGGGAGGCAGGAUGGAGUUCAAGCUGGAGGCUCAUCGCAUCGUCAGCAUCUCCCUGGGCAAGAUCUACAACUCGCGGGUCCAGCGUGGCGGCAUCAAGCUCCACAAGAACCUGCUGGUGUCCCUGGUGCUGCGCAGCGCCCGCCAGGUCUACCUGAGUGACCCGUGCCCCGGCCUCUACCUGGCGGGUCCCGCCGGGCCUCCGGCCGCGGCGCCGCCGCCACCGCCCGGGGAGCCGGCGGCCGGGCCACCCGCCGGCUGGGAGCCGCCCCCGCCGGCCCACCGCGCCGCCUGGCCGGAGCCCGAGCCGCGGCCGGAGCGCCCCGCCGGCCCAGACGCGCCGCGGGCGAGUGACGCGGAGCCCGCGGCCGCGACGACGGGCGCCGGGGACGCUCUCCGCGGCGGAGAGGCGGAGGGGGCGGAAGCCGCCUGGCGCCGCGUGGAGGGAGCGCGCGAGGCGGCGGCCGGAGGAGCGGGGCCCCCGGCCCGGGGCGCGGACGCCCCCCCGGAGGGGCCCGGGACGGCGCGUCGCCGCUGCGGCUGCCCCCCGGGCGCGGAGCACAGGCCCGGGGCACCGAGCGGCCCCCGCGUGGACUGCCGCUGCAAGCCGCGGCCCGCCGAGGACGCGCCCUGCGCGCCGCCCGCCGUGUGCCCCAGGAAGCGCGGCGCGGCGGGGGUGGGCGGAGGCCCCGCGGGCUGCCCGGCGCCCGGCGCGACCCCGCUGAAGAAGCCGCGCCGGAACUUGGAGGAGCUGCCGGGCGGGGCGGCGGCGGCGGCGGAGGAGGAGGAGAUGGAGACCGGUAACGUGGCCAACCUCAUUAGCAUCUUCGGUUCCAGCUUCUCCGGACUCUUGCGGAAAAGCCCCGGGGGCGGCCGCGAGGAAGCCGAGGCCGAGGAGAGCGGCCCGGAAGCCGCCGAGCCGGGGCAGAUCUGCUGCGAUAAGCCGGUGCUGAGAGACAUGAACCCGUGGAGCACAGCCAUUGUGGCCUUCUGAGCCCCCGCGUGCCCGUGGGAAGGAGGUUGAGCGGCGGGCGUCCCCGACGGGAGGG